CAUGAAAGUAACUGUUUUUACAGCACUUAGGCAAAAGAACAUUUCACCUGGAAAAGAAGAAGACCCUGUUAACGAUUCCAGCCCCAAGACACUGCAAGGAGAUAGCCCUGUAGUUCAGGAAGAUCCGGUUAAUGACUCCGGCCCGAAAGACGGUGUAGAUCAGGAAGAUCCUGUUAAUGACUCCGGCCCGAAAGACGGUGUAGAUCAGGAAGAUCCUGUUAAUGACUCCGGCCCGAAAGACGGUGUAGAUCAGGAAGAUCCUGUUAAUGACUCCGGCCCGAAAGACGGUGUAGAUCAGGAAGAUCCUGUUAAUGACUCCGGCCCGAAAGACGGUGUAGAUCAGGAAGAUCCUGUUAAUGACUCCGGCCCGAAAGACGGUGUAGAUCAGGAAGAUCCUGUUAAUGACUCCGGCCCGAAAGACGGUGUAGAUCAGGAAGAUCCUGUUAAUGACUCCGGUCUGAAAGACCGUGUAGAUCAGGAAGAUCCUGUCAACGAUUCCAGCCCCUCCAAGAUUCAGCAAGAAGAAAACCCUGUAGAUGAUGAAGAUCCUGGUAACAAUUUCGACACUUCUGGGAUACCGAAAGAAGAGGAAGAUGUAGGCCAGGAAGAAGUUGCUAAUGAAUCUGAUAACGAUGACGUACCGCGAGUAGAAGGUGAUAACGAUCGCGAAAAAGGGAAUGACGAAUCUGGAGCCGACUGUCCUCAGAAGUGCCAAAAUCGCAGAGUGAUGGUGUGUGCGCGCUGUCCUCACGGCAUCUUCCGCACGUUCAUGAGUAGCUGCUUCAUGAGGAUGUAUCAGUGCCAGCAUCCUAAUGAAAAGCUGGAACUGGUAUCACGGCACGCUUGCACAGGCUCAGCACCCUAUAUGGGUGAGAUGCCGAUGUCGAUUGGGGAAAACGUGGAGCCUUAUGAUGAGGAUCCCGUGCUCAACCAUAUUUACCACAGAUUGAGUGUACAAGAUUAAGUCUGCUUACAGUCUUACGAUAUUAAAUAUUUUGAUUUU
This is a messenger RNA of Cydia fagiglandana, 1003 nucleotides long. RefSeq names its product eukaryotic translation initiation factor 3 subunit A-like. Lineage: Eukaryota; Metazoa; Arthropoda; Insecta; Lepidoptera; Tortricidae. Bases 2 to 964 code for a protein of 320 amino acids. The record is from RefSeq and is a predicted model, not a curated record. The transcript has 3 exons.